Molecule: messenger RNA, 3112 nt
Organism: Gastrolobium bilobum
Lineage: Eukaryota; Viridiplantae; Streptophyta; Magnoliopsida; Fabales; Fabaceae
Exons: 20
Coding region: 335-2992 (885 amino acids)
Cellular component (GO): nucleus
Source: RefSeq, a predicted model, not a curated record
CUUAUAGCACAGUGAGUAAAUAGCUAUCACUUUCCCCAAAAUCUCAGAAAAUUCCCCUCCCAAACACCCGCUUACUUGUGCUCAACCUCCUUCAUUCUUCAGGUUUCUUUCUCACUAUCACACUCUCACAGUCUCACUUACUUCAUCUGGUAUCACAUCGAUAUUUUUUUCUUCUUCUCGCUUCUCUUCUGAUUCUGCGUUCUUUACCCUUACUGCGGUGCCAUUUCUCUUCUUCUUCCAGUACCCAUUAUCAGCUCGUGGUCGUGGUGACAUUUCCUGCGCCAAAAAGAGGUUUUUGCCGCUUCUGCGUUUUUAGUCUUCUCAUUAGCCCAAGAUGACUCGUUCUAAAGCCAACUCGAUGAAACAGCGUGGCGUCGACUUCAAGAAAAUAAGACGAAAGGUUGGGAGGAAACUGCCACCGCCUAAGAAUACAACAAAUACCGAAAUCAAAUCUAAAGCAAUUGUUCUGCCGGAGCAGAGUGUAGCAGCAGAGAAGGGGGGUUUACCUGUAAACAAGAAAGGUUUGACUUUAAAAGAACUUCUUCAGCAAACAUCUCAUCACAAUGCAAAAGUUCGUAGAGCAGAACUGAUGUUGCCCAAGUAUGCUGCUGUAGAAAAAUUUCGUGAGCGCAUUAUUGAUGAUGAUAAAGUGGUUCGAAAAUCAUUGUAUGAUCUUUUGAAAUUGGUGAUUUUCCCUGGCUGUAAAGAGGGUACUCAGCAGCAGAUCAUUUCUUUAUUGAUGGCUUACAUUUUUCAUGCAACGACACAUAUUGCGGUUGACGUUCGGAUCAUGGCAUUUAAUUUCUUAAGCCUUGUUAUCGAGUUUCAUCCUCCUUCCUUUUCCUCUUAUGCAGAAAAAAUUUUUCAGAAUUAUGAGGAUAUUCUAAAGAAUAACCAGUACUAUUUACAAGACAAAGGAAAACUAAAAGAUUUUCUUGAUGGGUUGGUUCGCUGCUUGAUGCUCCUCCCCUGGAAUAAAGGAGAAACUGGUUUGCAUAAUAAGGAUGAUAGGGGCCUAAGGGUACCGCAUGCUUAUGAAGAUGAUAAGUCUAUGAGCUGUAAUAAUGAUUUUUCUCAUAUCAUACAGAAACUGAAGAAUCUAGUGUCAUUGUUAAUAAAUGUUUUUACGGAAUUUAUUCGAUCAGUUAAUGCUUUGGCAAGUCCUGAAGGGAAGUCCUUUGGUUGUCUGGCAUCCAUUCUUCACAGCAUAGAUCUUAUAGUGAGGUCAUUUGUGUAUUGGACUCGUCGUAAGAAGUCAAAAUUCCCCAUUUUCCAAGCUGAACCCGAUGUGGUUGUAUGGGAUGAUACUAUUUCUUUUGUAUUCUUGAAGAAAUUAAAUCCUCUUUUUCCUCUGAAUCCAGUGCAUCAUCUCUCGGAAAAGGAUUGUGAUAGGUUGCUUGACUUGAACAUGGUCAUUGCAAAAAUAUUUUUUGAAUUAAAUGAAUGGAUUUGUCUCCAUCCUGAUUUGAUGAAGAAAUUUCUAGAAUUUAUUGAAAAUGCUCUCCUUGGGAAGCUCUGCAGGGCUAAACAAUCUGGUACUGCUGUUUGGGAAAAGCAUCUAGUUCAGCUCCUUCCUUUUAUUCCAAAUUUUUUGUUUCUUGGGGCAACCUAUUGGACAUCUCAUCAUUCUUCAAAAAAAAAUAAAAAUUGGCCAUCUUGUCUUCUUAAGGCAUUUACCCACACAUUCAGGGAAAGCAAGCCAGAUUCCUCAUUGAAAUUGGCCUGUGUUUCUGCAAUUGAAGAUAUGCUAAAUCAUUACAUCUCUGCAUCCCUGAAGGUCGCAAACACACAUUCCCUUGAGAGUACAGAAAAUUCAGAAUUCGUUGAUGCUUUACUUGCAUGGACAAGAGAGCUCCCUCUCUUACUGAUCCAGCUCAGAGAUAAUCACCCAGUCUGCUCCAAGGCUGUAUUGCACCUUCUACUCCACAUUGGACAAAAUGCUCCAGUGCAUCCAUCACUUGUUUGCACAUAUGACAACUUGCAGUCCUCAUUGCUAGAAUUUUAUAGUACUUGCCGAGAAGGAGGACAUAUAUGCUGUGGUCCUUUUCUCAGGCUUCCUAGAGAAUCUCAAGAGCUCUCUCUGUGUUGUGUUUCCUAUUUCUCUCAUUUGGACUGGCCUCUUUUAAAGUCAAUGGCUUGUUGUUGCCUAAGUCCUGAUCUAGAUCCCCAUGCGUUAUUUUGGACCAUUGAUGUUCUCGAUUCUGCCUAUAAAGCUGGACAUAUAAAAGUUACAGAUUUCUUGAAUGUCUUCGUCACUCUUGUCUUGCGUUUCGAAGUUUCUCCUGAUGUCAGUUUUGUUGGUUUGAAGAGUGAUCCACGCCGCCAAACUUUGAGGUCCAUGACAACUAGACUUUGCUCAUACAUGGUACAGAUGGGUAACAAUUCUCUUGUUCUACAGAUGACAGAGGAAAUAAUAGUUCAACAAAUAGUGCUAAAGCCUUUUUUGGAUAACAAUUGUUCUCUCUUAAGAAUGAUUGUUGCAUUGGAUUCCGAUUCCGAUUUCGAGUCAAAGCCCAAGCCCUCAAGACUUUCUGAGCAAAGCAUUACCUUUCUAGGCCAUCACCUUUUGGAAUAUCUGAUGGAUGCUAUACAGUGCGUUCCAGAAGAUGGUGACAAGGAGCGCACUUCCUCCUCCAUACUGCUUUAUUAUCUUGAACCUUGUUUUCUUUUGUUUGGUCGGUGCCAUAAACUGAUGAGUCUUGUAUUGAAGACAAUGAGAUCAGCUAUAACUGAAACUAGUUUGACACCUAUAUCUGAUAAUUGCACUCAACAUACAAGCAACUGUUUGAUUAAGGUGGAUGUUGUAGCUUCUGUACUUAUUGCGAUGCACAAGGAUAAAAAAUUGCGAAAGAUUAUGGUUGAAGUCAAAGAAGACAUUGAUUACAUUAUACAGGAAAUACAUUUGUUACAGUCAUCCAGGGAUUCCAAUAUGACCAUCGAAGAAAGGCAUAAGUUACACUGUACAUGUGAGCAACUGAAAAUAUUGAAAUAACAAAGAUGUUUUGGAGGAGAAACUGAUUCAUCUUUAAGUACUUGUUUUAUCAUUUACUAAAACUUAAUGUUGGGUUGGUUGUUAUUCUUUAUUCUAAUAUUAUAUUAAUUAUAGUAUCAU